Messenger RNA from Histoplasma capsulatum G186AR, 1592 nucleotides. RefSeq names its product mitochondrial import protein MAS5. Gene Ontology annotation, cellular component: cytosol; cytoplasm; nucleus. Gene Ontology annotation, biological process: response to heat; protein refolding. The record is from RefSeq and is a predicted model, not a curated record. NCBI's taxonomy places the organism in Eukaryota, Fungi, Ascomycota, Eurotiomycetes, Onygenales, Ajellomycetaceae. Gene Ontology annotation, molecular function: ATP binding; Hsp70 protein binding. The transcript is spliced from 4 exons. The coding region runs from base 360 to 1592 and encodes 410 amino acids.
AAACCCCUUCAUGCCAUUGUCUCUCCCUCUCUCCUCUCUUCUCUGCCACUUCGCCGUCCGCGGGUCAAAUAAUACCUUCUGUUGAGAUACCCGUUCUGUUCUAAAAUCUAUUCAUCACACCAAAAUAGUUAGUCGAAUCCUCGUCUCCUCACACCACCACAACCGCCACCUUACUCUUCAAAGCUUCUACUUCCUGUUUACUUUCAUUCAAGUCAUACAGGAUUUCGCUGCAAGGAAAGAACGAAGUGGAUAGCGAACGGCUUGUUUUUGAUAUCUGGCCGCACCUCUCUCCUUUCGUCUUCCUAUCCCUCGGCUUUCCUUGGUCGAUUUCAUAAGCAUAUUUUAGAACUUGCGCCAACAUGGUGAAGGAAACCAAGUUCUAUGAUAUUCUAGGGGUCUCCCCCAACGCCACUGAUGCGGAACUAAAAACCGCUUAUAAGAAGGGUGCUUUGAAACAUCAUCCUGACAAGAACGCCCAUAAUCCCGAGGCCGCAGAGAAGUUCAAAGCCCUCUCUCACGCCUAUGAAGUUCUCUCCGAUUCCCAGAAACGGCAGAUUUAUGACCAAUAUGGCGAAGAAGGCUUGGAGCAAGGCGGUGCCGGAGGGGGAAUGCAGGCGGAAGACCUCUUCGCCCAGUUCUUUGGUGGAAGCGCCUUUGGUGGCAUGUUUGGUGGUGGGAUGAGAGACACAGGCCCGAAGAAGGCGCGCACCAUUGUCCACCCUCUGAAAGUCUCACUGGAGGAUAUCUACCGGGGCAAGGUCUCGAAAUUGGCUCUGAAGAAAUCUGUGAUUUGCCCAGGAUGUGAUGGAAUUGGUGGUAAGCCAGGAUCCGUCAAGCAGUGUGUUUCUUGCGGUGGCACGGGUAAAAGGACCAUGAUGCGCCAGAUGGGGCCUAUGAUUCAACGUUUUGUCGUGGAGUGUUCGGACUGCGAUAGGACAGGACAGGUCAUCAACGAACGUGAUCGCUGCAAGAAAUGCAAGGGCAACAAAGUCAUUGUUGAGAGAAAAGUAUUGCACGUGCAUGUAGACCGGGGUGUUAAGCCGGGGCACAAGAUUGAUUUCCGAGGGGAGGGCGACCAGGCGCCAGGUGUUAUAACGGGUGAUGUUCAGUUCGAAAUAGAUCAGCAACCACAUCCAAGAUUCCAGCGGAAGGAUGACGACCUCUUCUACCAGGCUGAAAUCGACCUCCUAACCGCUCUUGCUGGCGGUACAAUCAAUGUCGAGCAUCUGGACGACCGAUGGUUAACAGUACAAAUUGCACCUGGCGAACCAAUCACGCCUGGACAAAUCAAGGUUAUCAAGGGCCAGGGAAUGCCCUCUUUCCGCCACCACGAUUUCGGCAACCUCUAUAUUCAAUUCAAUGUCAAGUUCCCCGAUGCGAAAGAGAUUCGUGAUGUUGAACUUCUGGAACAGGUGCUGCCACCUCGUCUCCCACAACCACAGCCUCCUGCCGACUCCAUGGUAGAAGAUUUCCACCUCGAGGAUAUUGAGGAUAGUGGCCAGGCGAGAGCACAGGGAGCCGCACACAUGGGUGAUGAGGAAGAUGAUGAAAUGCCACCCGGCGCUGAGCGGAUGCAGUGCGCGUCCCAGUAA